Molecule: messenger RNA, 539 nt
Organism: Poecilia latipinna (sailfin molly)
Lineage: Eukaryota; Metazoa; Chordata; Actinopteri; Cyprinodontiformes; Poeciliidae
Product: insulin-like
Exons: 3
Coding region: 88-423 (111 amino acids)
Cellular component (GO): extracellular region
Molecular function (GO): hormone activity
Source: RefSeq, a predicted model, not a curated record
CUCUGCACCUCGCAAUCCAGGCCCUUUUCAUCCGUGACCACCAGCUGCUCUGCCGCCUCCUGCAACACAGCGGUGCCCUCCUCCUAUAUGGCCAGGGUACCAUGGACAUUCUCCAUGCUGUUCCUGCUUGUGCUCCACUCUCCAGGGGCCUCGUUGGCCCCAAACCAGCACCUGUGUGGCUCUCACCUGGUCGACGCCCUCUAUUUCAUUUGUGGGGAGCGAGGAUUUUACAACAGUCCGAGCCGAGUCCACAAGCGGGACCUGGAGAAUCUGCUUGGGUUCCUGGCGAAAAGGGCCAGAGCGGAGGAGCGGCUGCGGAGGGUUCUGGCUGCCCGUGACGAGCCCAAGGUGAAGAGAGGCAUCGUGGAGCAGUGCUGCCAUAAGCCGUGCAGCAUUCACCACCUGGAGGACUACUGCAACUGACCACUCCGCGGCCAGCACUACUCAUAGCUUGUGAAGAGGUCCGGAAGUCAAUUUCUGUCCCCGACACUCGCUGGCUGUCUUAUCAAGUGAAGGAAAUAAAGCUUCAUGACCCAUAA